UUGGUUUACUUGGUUUGUUGAAUGGUGACUAAACUUGCUACAUUUGAUUGAAGUUUAUGUGAAACUGAAAAGUGUCUUUUUGCUGAUGACAAUAUUUGGACCGAUCAAUAAGAACAAUAACAACUCUUUCAGGUUCUAAGACUUCAAAGUUACUGAAAUGGCCCAAUUUUCCUUCUUCAAUGACCUCAACAGUGCUGUCCGGAUGGAUGAUCCUCUUACAAGAGGUCCUGUCCCGAGGUGGCAAAAGAAAGGAUUGGAAAAUUCCAACACUAUGAACGUCAGCUUGAACAUGUCUAAGUCUUUUUCUUCUAACACGUCAAAAACUCCCAAAAAACUUGGAACGGCGGAGUUGGCCCAACAGAGAAAGACUCCAUCAAAAACACCGUCAAAAACUCCCAAAAAGUCACCAAGAUCAGUCCCUGGUACUCCGAGUGGCGGAGACAGGUUUAUUCCUGUCCGCAGUGCUUCCAACUUUGACCUCUGCCACUUCCAGAUGGCUCAACAAAAACAGAGUGAAGAGGCAUUGAGCCCGUCUCAGGCCGAGAUGCAGAAGGCCAUGUCAGAGAAUCUUCACGGCAGAGAUAUCAACAACUGCAGAGUUUUGGCUUUCCAGAAAAAGGCACCGGCACCCCCCGAGGGAUACACAAAUCCACUAAAAGUGGUUUAUAGCCAGUCCAAGACUCCUGCAUCAACGAGAGGCGCAAGCCGUUACAUUCCACAAGCUCCCGAUAGGAUUUUGGAUGCUCCAGAAAUUGUUGACGACUACUACCUGAACCUGAUAGACUGGAGCACCAACAACAUCCUGGCUGUAGCUCUAGGCAGCAGUGUGUACCUGUGGAACGCCACCACGGGCAACAUAGACCAGCUGAUGGAGCUGGAGGGCACCGACUACGUGUGCUCACUCAACUGGAUACAGGAGGGAGACAUGUUGGCUGUGGGAACGUUCAACGGACCUGUCCAGCUGUGGGACACAACACAGGCAAAGCGAGUACGAGUGAUGACGGCUCACACGACUCGUGUCGGCUCCCUGGCAUGGAACUCCUACAUACUGACUAGCGGCGCACGCAGUGGUCAGAUCAUACACCAUGAUGUGCGCCAGCGAGAACAUGCCGUUGCCACACUGGCCGGCCACUCACAAGAGGUGUGUGGACUGAAGUGGUCUCCUGACGGCAAGUACCUGGCGAGUGGUGGCAACGACAACAUGCUCAACAUCUGGCCACAGGCUCCUGCACAGAUUUACUCUCUACCCCAACCCCUCUACUCCUUCAGCGCUCACCAGGCGGCAGUCAAGGCCGUAGCGUGGUGUCCGUGGCAACCGAGCAUACUGGCCUCUGGUGGCGGAACUGCAGACCGACACAUCCGCUUCUGGAACUGCAACACGGGAACUUGCGUAAACGCCAUCGACACAAAGUCCCAGGUGUGUGCUUUGCUGUGGUCAGCAAAUUACAAAGAAAUUGUAUCUGGACACGGUUACGCCAAUAACCAGUUGAUCAUCUGGAAAUAUCCUCAAUUGACUAAGACGACAGAGCUGACAGGCCACACGGCGCGAGUCCUGCAUCUCGCUAUGUCACCUGAUGGAACCACAGUGCUGAGCGCCGGCGCCGACGAGACGAUCCGCAUGUGGAAGUGCUUCAUGGUCGACCCGGCCCGGCGCAAGGAACCUUCCGAGUCCAAGGCAGUCACUAGUAUCCUCAAGAAGGGCAUCCGAUAAGACUGAACGAGAUAUUGCAUUUAUUUAAGUGGCUUUUUAUGAUUGAAUCCGACCUAAUGUGUUGAAGUGACAACAGAUCAAUGUUUCGAAGUUUUUACUCAUUUUAUUCACUGAAUUUUUUUUUAUAUAAUAUUUUUUAUUUGUAGUUUAAAUUAUUACAUCAAAACCCUUGUUUUGUCUAUUCAAGGAAAUUUGUUAUAUAAAAGUGUAUUUUUUUUAAAUUUUAAUCUUUGUAUUAUCAAUAAAUGUGUCAAGACUGUUAUUGUUUAUACAAUUGGUCAGAUUCAAGAAGGACUCGAAACGGUUUAUUAACGCAGACACUGCAACUGUUGUGUUCUUAGUGUUCCUGAUUUUACAUGUUUUGUAUUUAUACUUUGUAUUUAUGUGUAUUAAAACAAGGCUUGCCCUGUCUAGACUUGA
Molecule: messenger RNA, 2131 nt
Organism: Macrosteles quadrilineatus (aster leafhopper)
Lineage: Eukaryota; Metazoa; Arthropoda; Insecta; Hemiptera; Cicadellidae
Gene: fzy
Product: cell division cycle protein 20 homolog
Exons: 12
Coding region: 158-1711 (517 amino acids)
Biological process (GO): positive regulation of anaphase-promoting complex-dependent catabolic process; positive regulation of ubiquitin protein ligase activity; anaphase-promoting complex-dependent catabolic process
Cellular component (GO): anaphase-promoting complex
Molecular function (GO): anaphase-promoting complex binding; ubiquitin ligase activator activity; protein binding
Source: RefSeq, a predicted model, not a curated record